UUGAUCAUACAAUAAAAUUUAAAAAAAUAUCGAUUAAUUUACUAAUCACUAUUGAAAAACAUCCAUAUCAUGAAUAUUAUCUUAGACAAUCGACUUGUAUUUGGUGAUUUUUUUUAAUCAUUAUAUUUCUAUUAACAAGCAAACUGAAUACGAUACUCGAAAUCAACAUUGAAAAUUGAAUUACAGAAAGUAUUGUUUUAUGUAAAGAUAAAAUCUUUUUGUAGAAUAGUAUAUCGCAAGAACUGAAUGAGAGUAUUUCAAAAAAAUGUUAAGAUGAACUAUAGCUGCUAUUUUGACAGAAUUAUUCUCAGAUAAAAAAAUACAUGAAACAACUCAAUUUUUAUGUUCAUUUUCAAUAUUAUCUUCAUUUUAAUAGUACACAUAAAUAGAAUGUUUAAAAUCGCUAAAAUACGAGUCUACUAUUAUCAUGUUAUCCAUAAUAUCGACAGUUUUUUUCAAAAAACAUGUCUUCACUAGUCAAUAGAAUUUUCCAAACUCUAUCAAAUAAUGUAUAAAACGAUAUUUUUAAUUGAUUCUAAUAUUAGAAUAAUUAAUUUUUUUUCCACUAGACGUUCAAUAAUUAUGUAGCAUGCAUUAUGAUUUAUUAAUAAUAAAAUAGUAUAAAAGCAAGUCAUCUUUAAUAUAAUUUUUUGUAUGACAUGAUAUCUAAAAAUAAUUCUCUAGAGAACUACACUAAAAUCAACUAACUCUAACAUUCAUUUGAUACACCAGAAAGAAUUUGUAAAAUGUUCUCCGACAUAAAAUAUUUAAUUAAUUUUAAACUUAAUUAAUAAUUCAUAAAAUUAGUUAACCGGAUUUUUUUUAUUCCGUACACAUAUCAUUGAGGAUAUCCUCUAUAGACAGACAAAGGUUCAUGUUAGGUUAAUGUAACUACCCUUUUCCUCCGUUCUCUCCUAAAUUUCAAAGUAAAUAUGAUAUUUAGUUUGUAUACGGUUGUUUUUUUCUUAAGAUAUCAUUGAUAAUACAAUUGAAGAGAUAAUUGAGAAACGUGGCAUAGUAUUCGCCAACCUAUCAACAUGUUUUAGUGCCAUGACAUGUUUCAACAGAACAAUAAUUAUAAAUAAAAAUAUUAUACUAUUAGAAUUAAUUGAUGAUGCAAAAAAUUUGAAGGAUAAUUUAAUUAUGUUUGGAGCAUUAUUAGUGAUUAUGUUACAUGAAUUUUUUCAUGUUUUACGUUGUACAACAAUAGAACAUGCAUUCAAUCCAUUUUAUGAACGAACACCACCUCGAAAAAUUCCAUCACGUCACAAUAUAGAAAUGGCUGAAGGUGGUAAACAAUUAGAAGAUUGUUUAUUUGGUAUUGUAUGCGAAAGUGUUGGUUAUCUCGAUGGAGAAUUUUUAUUAAAUUCUCAAAAUUGGAUUAAUCAUGAUCAUGAAGAAUUUAAAGAAAAAUUUAAUGAUGCAAGAACACGUGAUUUACAAGAAAAUAAAAAACAUAAUCGAUGGAUUAUACCAUGUAAAUCUCAUAUAAUUCAUGAUGAUACGGAAACGCACGUUCCAACAACAACAACAACAACAUCUUCAAAACGAUGGACAAUACCUGGAUGUGCAUUGUCAACACCGUUCUCUCGCAUUGAACAAUAG
This is a messenger RNA of Rotaria sordida, 1605 nucleotides long. The record is from the annotation of a GenBank genome assembly. NCBI's taxonomy places the organism in Eukaryota, Metazoa, Rotifera, Eurotatoria, Philodinida, Philodinidae.